This is a messenger RNA of Microbotryum saponariae, 2239 nucleotides long. Lineage: Eukaryota; Fungi; Basidiomycota; Microbotryomycetes; Microbotryales; Microbotryaceae. The record is from the annotation of a GenBank genome assembly.
AUGAACCUCGAUGACGAGAUGAUGGCUUCCUUGGGAGGGAUCGAGUACCAACCGAUGAACAAUCAACCCGGGAGUGGCAGUUCGAGUACGGGCGUCAAGAGGGAGUUGGAUCGUAAGUCUCGGGCAGGGAGGCGGAGCGUGGAUUGACGGUGACGUUGCGCUUCGAGGGGGAAGUGAAGGCGCUUAGUAGGAAAGUUGGUGGAGUCAUUCGGGUGCUUGGACGAAUAGGGAUCGUGCCGAAACGAAGACGAAUGGGCGUGUACCACUCCUGGUCGUGCAGGACCAUACAUACAGUCGCUCCAGAAACGAGGGUCGAAGCUAAGCGAAACUGACGCGCUCGAACCGCCGCGCAUUGUCACAUAUUCCUCCUCCUCCACGCAUCACGUCCGUGCACAGUGGUCUUUAUCCUCGAUUGCACUGGAUGUGAGUCUUUUCGUGUAAUUCCCUUGAUGGGGAAUCCGCACGCGGUCACUGACGGGGUUCGUUUCCUCCCUUCGUGCUUCAUUCAGCGAUGGGGUCUUAUAUCGCCGUCAGUCACCUCUCGCACUGGCCCUUUCAAGAGGGGACAGAGCAUCCGUUCCUCCCUCCCUCGGUCUAUUCAGAAUCAGAUCAAAGAGAACUAAACCGAGUCCCCUAUACUGGUCCCCCACCAGAGCGCAACCAAGAACAUCGAACUGAUCGUUGAGAACAUCCUCGCUUCGGGCAAAUUGCCGAGCCCCGAGGCGCUGAGGAUCGGUUUGAUCGCUUACAGGUUAGUCUCGGGAUGAUCGACGAAAUCGUAUAAUGCGUGUGUUGACGAUAAGCUCUGCCCCUUUCUGCCUCGCUUCCUCGGCCGUCCCGAUCUACCCGUGGAGCACAAUUUUCACAUUCUCGGCGAAUCAUCAGGGACUACCCCCCUCAAGACAAUUCCUACAUCACCCGUUCCUUCGAUUUCACCUCCGACGUCUCAUCCGUCAAAGCCGAUCUCAAAACGCUCAACGCUUCAGGUGGGGGUGAUGGACCGGAAGGUGUGACGGCGGCGAUGAAGGCUUCGUUAGGGUUGAGUUGGAGAUUGGGUGGGGGGACGAGUAGGAUGGCGGUGUUGAUUGCCGAUGCGCCUUGUCAUGGGUUGGGGGAGUGAGUCCGAUACGAAAAGCUUUAGAUGAGAUGAGGGAACUGAUGAUCUCGUCGGGCUUUCACGUCAGGUACGGUGAUGGGUUCCCUGAUGGCGGUCCGGUAGGUUACUUCGAGUCCUGAUUUGACUCGUCUCACUCGGCGUCUGAAACCUUCGGUUGCCCACAUCAGGACGGAGAAGACCCACUUGAGAUCGCAAGGUUGAUGGCGCAGCAAGCCAUCAGUCUCUUCGUCGUCGCUUGUGAACCCGCAUUAUCAGGUGAGUAUCUUGACCACGUGUGACAGCUCGGCUCGUCAAACUAAGCCUACCCUCCCCCAGGCUACCAAUUCGGCCUCGACUUUUUCCGCGCCUUGACCGUCAUCACCUCCGCCGUCCUGGUCCCUCUAACGACCGCGUCCCUGCUCUCACACGUGAUCGUUGGUUCCGCGCUCGAACAAAUGGACAUGGAACGCAUCAUCGAAGAAGUCGGUCUAGUGGUCGCGGAGAGAGUACAUGAGGGACAGGCUUCGGUCGAUGAUAUCGCGUUGGAGUUGCACCAGAAGUUGUUGUUGAGGGGGGAGGAGACGAAGCAAUUGAGGUUCGAGUCGAUUCAUGUGCGUCGCGAUCUCGGUCCUGCUCUUAAGAUUCAGUCCCGUGGCUCAAAGCUGAAUCCUUAACUUGGGUCGAACGGACGGUCGGUCCGAAUAGCGCGAAACGCCCGAAGCGCAACAUAACGUUCAAGUGCUCACCACGUCCCCUACACUCCAACACGCCAAAUCCCAACUGAAAAAGAUCGUCGGUAGUCGGUUCACGAAGAAAUACCUCGAAACGCGCUACAACCGAAACGCCUACGUUUACCCUCCCAGCGUACCCCCACGACCUUCUUCAACCUCUUCUCUAGGCUCGGGAACUUCCACUCCGGGUAGUCCGCAACGAAAGGUUAUAUCCGAAUUCAAACCUUUUGUGGCAAAGGGGCGGAUGACGCUUCAGGAAGCGCCGAUGGCUGAACGGUUGGACGCGCAAGAGGAGGACGAGGGGGAUGAUGGGGCGGGCGCUAUCGAGUUGAGGUUUGGGAAUAUCAGCUUGGAGCAGGCCAAGAGGAUUACGAUCGCGAGUGCUUGGAGGACACAACCUCCGAGGGCUUGA